Messenger RNA from Pararge aegeria (speckled wood butterfly), 1381 nucleotides. It is a transcript of the gene Casp-4, whose product is annotated as caspase-3-like. The transcript has 5 exons. The annotation marks the transcript as partial. The record is from RefSeq and is a predicted model, not a curated record. NCBI's taxonomy places the organism in Eukaryota, Metazoa, Arthropoda, Insecta, Lepidoptera, Nymphalidae. Gene Ontology annotation, molecular function: cysteine-type endopeptidase activity. Gene Ontology annotation, biological process: proteolysis.
UGUGGCAGUGUUGUUUUCUAAAACCUGCAAUAAACACAAAAUUAUAAUGGACUUUUGGACGACACGCGAGAAAGAUUCAGCUGGUAAUAUUCUAGUGCAGGAAUAUGAGAGUCUUUCACUAUCUCCAAACCAAAAUCACCUGGAUGCAAGUCUGUAUAAUCCACCUGUUUAUCGGGAAGUGUCAGUGGAGGAUUCAGUAGCUGAUGAUGAAAUCCAGUCGCCUGGUAUCGAAAUAGGCGAAACAGAAAGAACUAUUCCAUAUAACAUCAAGGCUUUGAACAAGCACGAGACCACUUACAAAUUAGAAACGUUCGAGAAGAAUUAUCUCAUGGUGUUCAAUCAAGAAAACAUAGAAGGGUAUAAACCAAGGCUUGGCACCGAAAAGGACGUGGAGGUUCUGGAAAAUACAUUUAGCAAAUACGGAUUUGAAGUUCAAGUGCACAAAGAUUUCAAUAAAGCUGAAAUAUUAGAGGCAUUAAGAAUAUUUAAAGAGAAAGAUUUCACGGACUACGGCUGCGUAGCGGUUGCGGUGCUAACCCAUGGCACCUACGACGGCAUGCUUCGGGCCAAAGACCAACAGUUCAGCGAAUCAGAAAUAAUAAACCAUUUUAAAACCCACGACAAACCUACACUCAUAACGAAACCAAAAUUAUUGAUUAUACAGGCUUGCCGAGGUAGUAUGCCAAUACGUGGAGUGUUCGCAAAACAAAUAGGAAAGAUUCACAAAGACGUGGAUGAAGACUUGGGCCCAUAUACACUGCCAAUAGAGUCAGAUAUAUUGGUUUUUCACAGCUCUUACAUGGGGAAUCCUUCUCAUCGAGAUGAAGUACACGGUUCUUGGUUUAUCCAGGCUCUUUGUCGGGAAAUCGACCGGCUUUCACCAGCGGUCGACUUCGAAUCAAUCACGACUGAAGUUAAACGUGCCGUAGCUAUCGACAUGGAGCACGAAGAAUACAAUAGGAUAACCGGAGAUAUAGAUAUAAACAAACAAAUGCCAGUCAUGUCUUCCUCUUUGAUAAGGAAACUGUAUCUCAAGAAGUACAUAGAAAAUGGCCCCAGCUUGACGCUUUGCGAUGGCGAAGUAUCUACCAAUAAGAACGAAGUAACGGACGGUGCAGCACCAGAAACGCCGUUAUUGACUCAGUUUGGCCCGUGUUUGUGUUUUCUAGAUCAUUUUGAUUAUUUAAGACAAUGUUUAAGGCAUUUUGUAGAAGAUAACCCAGAUGACGUUAUAGCAGGAUCGUACCUCGAUUUAAGUGAAACAUUUGAAGCCGGUGCGGAAUUCAAUACGUCGAAAGAAACAAUGGUUAGACACAUAACACAAUAUCUCGAGAAGAAAGUUUCCGAUGACUUCAAUUUAAAAUAUUUAUAUUUGUACAAA